Arxiozyma heterogenica is the source of this 1224-nucleotide messenger RNA. RefSeq names its product lysophosphatidic acid acyltransferase ICT1 (gene ICT1). Gene Ontology annotation, molecular function: lysophosphatidic acid acyltransferase activity; A2-type glycerophospholipase activity. Lineage: Eukaryota; Fungi; Ascomycota; Saccharomycetes; Saccharomycetales; Saccharomycetaceae. Gene Ontology annotation, biological process: lipid homeostasis; phosphatidic acid biosynthetic process; cardiolipin acyl-chain remodeling. The transcript has a single exon. The coding region runs from base 1 to 1224 and encodes 407 amino acids. Gene Ontology annotation, cellular component: mitochondrion; mitochondrial inner membrane. The record is from RefSeq and is a predicted model, not a curated record.
AUGUGGUCUCCAAAUCUACCUUUCAUAUCUACAACCUGUCAAAGUAUGAAUAAAGUAGAUAUGGUACUAAAAUCGUAUCAAGAUCAAAUAAUGGAUUCUGUAAGAAAAGAAUGUGAUCCAAGCAUUCAAAUUACAAAUCAAAUUAUUGAUGAUAAAAUUAAUCAAUGGCAUUUCCAUAAUAGCAAAGAACCGAUCGGCAAGAAAAGGAAUAUGAUUGUUACACCAACAUUGUUGGUACAUGGUUAUGCAGCGUCAUCUAUGGCUUAUCAUAGAAAUUUCAAAGCAUUGUCCAGCCAAAUUAAAGAUCUGUAUGCAAUAGACUUGUUAAGUAACGGACUCUCAGCUUACAUUCCUUUAGAAAAGAUUCCAUCAUCAUCAAAUUUGAAAUAUAAACUUUUAAAAGAUGAAAAUAACAACAGCAAUAAUAAACAAAAACAGAUUUUAAUCACUGAUGAUUGGGAAUCGAUAGAUAAUCAAUGGGAAAUGAUACAUCAUUAUGAAAAUUAUUAUAUAGAAUCCAUCGAACAAUGGAGACAAUGGAAUCAUAUUGAAAAAUUCAAUCUUGUUGGGCAUUCCUUUGGUGGGUAUAUAUCAUGUAAAUAUGCUUUAAAGUACCCAAACCAUGUUAGCAAAUUAGCUUUGUUGUCUCCAUUAGGUGUUGAAAGAAAUAUUUCUUCUUUGCACAAUGUGAAAAAUGAUACAUAUGCUACGAAGAAAGGCGAUAUUAUAUCAAUUAAUGAAAUCGAUCCAACUUCGCCAUAUUUCACAAGACUCUUCACUAUACCGAGCUUCUUUUUCAAUAACCAGUUGAAUAUAUUACGAUGGUUAGGUCCAGUUGGUGGGAAGUUAGCUCGCACUUUCAUUGAUAAAAGAUACAGUAAUGUUCCAAAUAAAGCAUACCAUGAUUAUCUAUAUCAUGUGUUCUAUAAAUCUAAGAGACCGUUCGGCUCAGCUAAUGUAUUGGCAUUAACUCAUCUUUUCACACGUCAAAUGAAUGCAAAGGAUCCACUAUUGGAUAAUUGUGACCAAUUGAAAAUUAAAGAUAUUUUAAUGGUAUAUGGAGAUGAAGAUUGGAUGAACCGUGAUGCAGGUUAUUGUAUGACGCAAGUUUUGAAUAAAUCAGGACACAAUGCCAAAUAUUUUGAAGUUCCUAAUGCAGGGCAUAAUUUAUUCUUGGAUAGUCCUGCAUGCUUUAAUAAAACUUUAAUACAAUUUUUAUCUUAG